This is a messenger RNA of Candidula unifasciata, 715 nucleotides long. NCBI's taxonomy places the organism in Eukaryota, Metazoa, Mollusca, Gastropoda, Stylommatophora, Geomitridae. The record is from the annotation of a GenBank genome assembly.
AUGAGGAGAUUCCAUACACCUUUACUGACCAUCUUGCAACAGAGGAUAUGUUCAAUACUCUUUGGGAGAAUGAUGAUAGCUUUGUGUCUGAGCCACGUGAUCACACCUUGUGUGGCCGUGAUCCAAAUUAAGGUCGGGGUGUUGCUAAUCUCUGACCUAAACGCCCCCUACAGCGUCCAGAGAACUGGUCCUGCAGUGGACAUCGCCUUGGAGACGGUCAACACCAGGAUGUUAAACAGCUCCUACAGACUGGUCAAAGUUCUCCGAGUUUAUGACCGGAUUUGUGACGCCAGGUUUGCUUCAGGGGUCGCAGCUGAGCUGUACUACAAAGAACAGAUCCAGGCUUUGGUGGGUCCAGCCUGCGACCCCGCAUUGGAGAGUGUAGCACGACUGGCCGCCUACUGGAAUAUCCCCAUUAUAACAGGUUUGGGAGAUGGCGGGAUGUUCAAAAACAAAACCGACUUUCCGACAUUGACCCGGUUUUCCUACUGCCAGUGCCGGCUUCGGAAAGUGUUUGCUAGUCUGUUCAAGGAGUUUCACUGGCGAGAUAUCUCGUUAAUCUACGACGAGAAUGACAUCACAGCGGAUACUUUGGGUGCAACUCUGAGGGAAGGACUACAAAGGGACAAGUACUACCCGUACGUGAUCCCAUUUUACAGCCAAAGCAACCCUGACGUUUCGGUCCUCCUGCGAGAUGCAUCUCUACGAUCCAGAA